AUGGAGAUGAAAUUACUGAGAUGGGUUACAAUUGUUAUUGCUCUCCUUAUUUUUUAUCAAUCCUUUACAUCGGUGAGUGCUGAUUUGAUAGAGGACACAUGCAACAAAACCUCUAACUUCAAAUUUUGUGUGUCCUUUUUAAGAUCAAAGCCUGGUAGUGCUACUGCAGAUGUUCAAGGGCUUGCUCAGAUCGUGGCUGAUCAGAUACAAAUCAAUCUGCAGGAUACAUUUUCCAAAGCCAGCAAAUUAUAUAAGGAGGCAACUGAGCGAGUUAUAAAAGAAUGCUUCCAAAUAUGCUCCGAGGAGUACGGUGUAGCUAUUCAGUACAUGAAUGGUGUCCUUGCAAAUCUGAAAUCUAAAAGUUAUAGGAAUGCAAGGGAAGGUCUUUCGGGCGUCUAUGUUGACGCAGACACUUGUGAAGAGUCGUUCCAUGAGGAACCAGUUCGACCAUCGCCAUUAACGAAAAAUAACAAUGAUGUAAAGGAUUUAGCUGUAAUUGCUGAUGUUAAAGGACUGGCUCGUAUUGCGCUUGACCAAACGCUGACCAAUUCUGUGGACACUCAAGCUCGAAUUGUGAGGUUGUUUAAUGAAACGAGUGAUGAGUAUAUUCGGAAAGGUCUUGGAACUUGCAAGGAUGAGUAUGAUUUGGGUGUUGGAAAGACUACGGAGGCCACUAAAAAUGUGAUAUUGAGUCACUUCGUGGACGCGAGGAAUGAUGUUGCAGAUGUUGCUGAUGAGGUAAACACUUGUGAAGAGUCAUUUUCCAGAGGAGGACGAUGGCGACAAUCACCAUUGAGUGAGAGGAAUAAUGUCAAUGUUAGGUUUGCUAAAUUUACUGGAGAGAUAAUCGCCAUUCUUGGUUGA
Messenger RNA from Prunus avium (sweet cherry), 864 nucleotides. Its product is annotated as putative invertase inhibitor. The record is from RefSeq and is a predicted model, not a curated record. Gene Ontology annotation, molecular function: enzyme inhibitor activity. NCBI's taxonomy places the organism in Eukaryota, Viridiplantae, Streptophyta, Magnoliopsida, Rosales, Rosaceae.